Molecule: messenger RNA, 6334 nt
Organism: Gadus macrocephalus (Pacific cod)
Lineage: Eukaryota; Metazoa; Chordata; Actinopteri; Gadiformes; Gadidae
Gene: adcy3a
Product: adenylate cyclase 3a
Exons: 21
Coding region: 41-3526 (1161 amino acids)
Biological process (GO): intracellular signal transduction; cAMP biosynthetic process; adenylate cyclase-activating G protein-coupled receptor signaling pathway
Cellular component (GO): plasma membrane
Molecular function (GO): adenylate cyclase activity
Source: RefSeq, a predicted model, not a curated record
UUUAUCUGUCCUUUUUAUUUAGGCCAUGUGAGGUGUGACAAUGGAUGCCCAAAAUGACCACAGCGCUCCACUACAGCGGAACGACGGAGAGAGAAGAGAACCCAAGACGGGCCCGCUGGGCACCAUUCAAGGGAAACCAAGAGGGCGAGGCAAAGCGGUGACCAUGCCUCGCAACCGGGCCUUCUCGGAGCCCGAGUACUCCGCCGAGUACUCCGCCGACUGCUCGGUCACCCUCCCCUCGGACGCGGGCCAGGCGGUGGGGCGCGCCCACGAGGUGACGGUGCGGAGCUCCGGGUGCUGCCUCUGCCUGCCGCGCUUCAUGCGGCUCACCUUCGCCCCGGAGUCCCUGGAGAACCUCUACCAGACCUACUUCCGGCGGCAGAGGCACGAGACCCUGCUGGUGCUGGUGGUGUUUGCGGCCCUCUUCGACAGCUACGUCAUCGUCAUGUGCGCAGUGGUUUACACCGGGGACAAGCUGGCCUCGGUGGUGGUGGCGUCGGUCGGGCUGGCGGCCGACGUGGUCCUCUACGUGCUGUGCCGGUACGGCCUGCUGCCCGACCGCGUCUCCCGCCGGGUGGUGCCGUACGCCCUGUGGGUGCUCAUCGGGGCGCAGAUCUUCUGCUACCUGGGGCUGAACUACUCCCGCUUCCACCAGGCCAGCGACACGGUGGGCUGGCAGGCCUUCUUCAGCUUCUCCUUCUUCCUCACGCUGCCCCUGAGGCUCACGCCCAUCGUGCUGAUCACGUCCGUGUCCUGCGGGGUGCACACCCUGGUGCUGGGGGUCACCAUCGCACAGCAGCAGCAGGAGGACAUUCAAGGGGCCGCCCUGGGUCGACAGCUCCUGGCCAACAUUGUGAUCUAUGUGUGUGCCAUCACCGUGGGGGUUAUGUCGUACUACAUGGCUGACCGAAAGCACCGCAAGGCCUUUUUGGAGGCCAGACAGUCCCUGGAAGUCAAACUCAACCUGGAGGAGCAAAGCCAGCAACAGGAACGGCUGCUGCUAUCCAUCCUCCCCAAGCACAUAGCAGACGAGAUGCUUCAGGACAUGAAGAAGGAAGCGAGCCAGAAGGAGAUGCAGCAGUUUAACACCAUGUACAUGUACAGACACGAGAACGUCAGUAUUUUAUUUGCAGACAUUGUUGGCUUCACCCAGCUGUCGUCCUCGUGCAGUGCCCAUGAGCUGGUCAAGCUGCUCAACGAACUGUUUGCCCGCUUUGACAAGCUGGCCGCGAAGUACCACCAGCUGAGAAUCAAGAUCCUAGGGGACUGCUACUACUGUAUCUGUGGCCUGCCUGACUACCGGGAGGACCACGCCGCCUGCUCCAUCAUGAUGGGCCUGGCCAUGGUGGAAGCCAUCUCGUAUGUGCGUGAGAAGACGCAAAAAGCUGUGGACAUGCGUGUGGGCGUUCACAGUGGUACGGUCCUGGGGGGCGUCCUGGGCCAGAAGCGCUGGCAGUAUGACGUCUGGUCCACUGACGUCACCGUGGCCAACAAGAUGGAAGCAGGGGGGAUACCAGGUCGAGUGCACAUCUCUCAGAGCACCAUGGAGUGUCUCCACGGGGAGUUUGAGGUGGAGCCCGGGAACGGGGGCGAGCGCUGUGACUACCUGAAGGAGAGGGGCCUCCACACCUACCUGGUGCUGGUGCCCCCCAAGGGCCCCGCGGCCAAGAACGGCAUCAAUGGAGUGAAGCUGUCUGUGACGUCAUCCAACGGCAACUCCCCGCUGCUAAUCAACACCACAGAGUGCAACGGGAGCAUCAACACAGCCUGCACCACACCAGAGGAACCUGAGGAACUGGACGCCAGGGUGGUGAAUCCGUCGUUUCCUAACCCGCGACGGCGACUUCGUCUGCGAGACUUGGCUGAGCGGGUAAUCGACGCCCGCGAGAACGAACAGGAGCUCAACAAACUGCUGAACGAAGCUCUGCUGGAGAGGGAGACGGUGCAGGCUCUGAAGGGCAAACACACCAACCGGCUGUCCCUGCGCUUUGUGGACCCCGAGCUGGAGACGCGCUACUCUGUGGAGAAGGAGAAACAGAGCGGAGCGGCGUUCAGUUGCUCCUGUGUGGUCCUGCUCUUCACCGCCGUCAUGGAGGCCCUCAUCGACCCACGGCUGAUUGCAAACUACAUUACCCUUGCUGUGGGAGAGGUCCUGCUGCUUGUCCUCACUAUCUGCUCCCUGGCAGCCAUUUUCCCCAGAGUUUUUCCAAAGAAGCUGGUGUCUUUCUCCACAUGGAUAGACCACACACGCUGGGCCCGCAACACCUGGGCCAUGGCGGCCAUUUUCAUAGUUACUAUGGCAGAUAUUGUUGACAUGCUGAGCUGCCUGCCCAUCACCCCGGCCUCAGGCAGCACCCUGGCCCCCCCAUCCUCCACCACAGUGACCGGCCCAGACAACUGCCUGGAGAACCCCAAGUAUUACAGCUACAUCGCUGUCUUGGCGCUCAUGGCAACCACCAUGCUGGUCCAGGUCAGCCACAUGGUUAAGCUCACGCUCAUGCUCCUCAUCACCAUAGCAACGGGCAUCGUCAACAUCUACAGCUGGAGGGACAUAUUUGACCGAUAUGACAUGGCCCGUUUCCAGGACUACAGGUCAUCCCUCGUCCCCUCAAAGUUCACAAUGACAAUAAUGAUCGUCGUUAUGAUGAUCAGCUUCUACUACUUCUCUCGCCACGUGGAGAAGCUGGCCCGGACGCUGUUCCUGUGGAAGAUCGAGGUGCACGAGCAGAAGGAGAAGGUGUACGAGAUGAGGCGCUGGAAUGAGGCGCUGGUGACCAACAUGCUGCCGGAGCACGUGGCCCGCCACUUCCUUGGCUCCAAGAAGAGGGAUGAGGAGUUGUACAGCCAGUCCUACGAUGAGAUCGGUGUGAUGUUCGCCUCCAUCCCCAACUUCUCUGAUUUCUACACGGAGGAGAGCAUCAACAAUGGGGGGAUUGAGUGUCUGCGCUUCCUCAACGAGAUCAUCUCGGACUUUGACAGUCUGCUGGACGAGGCCCAGUUCCGCUGCAUCACCAAGAUCAAGACCAUAGGCAGCACCUACAUGGCCGCCUCAGGGGUCACCCCGGACGUCUCCAACGGUUACGCCUGCUUGAAGAAGGAGGAACUUUCUGACCGCGAGCGCUGGCAGCAUCUGGCAGACCUGGCGGAUUUCGCUCUUUCCAUGAAGGUCACCUUGAUGAACAUCAACUAUCAGUCCUUCAACAACUUCAUGCUCCGUAUCGGUCUAAACAAAGGAGGAGUAUUGGCUGGAGUCAUUGGUGCGCGGAAACCCCACUACGACAUCUGGGGGAACACUGUGAAUGUGGCCAGUCGCAUGGAGUCCACGGGGGUUAUGGGGAAUAUUCAGGUGGUGGAGGACUGCUAUAACAUUCUGAAGGAGUAUGGAUUCCGCUUUGUUCGAAGGGGUCCAAUCUUCGUGAAGGGCAAAGGGGAGCUGCUAACUUACUUUCUCAAGGGAAGAGACAAGCAGGGCUCCUUCAUAAACGGCUCUUCGGUCACCCUGCCUCACCAAGUGGUGGACAGCUAAAGACCUUGCCUGCUCAGGAUGGCCCACACACAGACACGACAGACACACGCAAACACACACACACACACACACACACACACACACACACACACACACACACACACACACACACACACACACACACACACACACACACAUAGAUACACACUCCACAAAUCUAUUUAUUAUAUCUGGAAUGCAUGAUGGCGGGUUGUAAGAGAGAAUUUUUGAACGAAGCGAUUUGUCUAGAAAACAUGCUUGUUUAAACAUAAACAUUUUGAUACAUGGUCAUGUUCGCAAAGAUAAGCAAUUUAAAACACGAAUGAAAUGCUAACAGUGGACCUGUGAUAAAAAAGUACACUGCUGUAUAGACACUGUUUCUCUCUCCCUCCCUCCUUCCCUCUAUCUUUCUUAAACAGGAACCUAUAGAUAACCUGAUCGGUACAUUUGCCUUCUUAAAACAAUCUAAGUAACUUAAGAUGCCAUCUACUCAGCACACUAACCAAAAUGGCUUUUGGAAAGAGGAUGGGAUAUUUAACAUCUCUUGCCCUAUUUCUUCCUCUACAAAUGGGACCGACUCAUCGUUGACCAGUUGUCCUCCUAAAUUGACUUGUAGGGUUAUUAAGUGUUAGGCCAAUACUUAGGCCAAAGUGUGUUGGUGCCAAUCAAACUAGCACAUACCUGCCUCUGCCGGUGUGUGUGUGUGUGUGUGUGUGUGUGUGUGUGUGUGUGUGUGUGUGUGUGUGUGUGUGUGUGUGUGUGUGUGUGUGUGUGUGUGUGUGUGUGUGUGUGUGUGUGUGUGUGUGUGUGUCCACUCCCAUGUACCUUUUUUAUGUUUUUUUUUCUUCAGUCAGAAUUCAUGAUUCCGGUUCUCUUCAUGAUUGCGGUCUGGAUUCAUUUAAAAAUAGCCACCCUUAAAGGUGGGAAUGCCUGGCCAAGCCAUGCUUUUGCUUCUGUUUUGCCCCCACCCGGUCUGCUUGCAGUGUUGUGUCGCUCGCUACCACGGUACCAUCGUCUCACCAACACUACGGAGCGCGACAAAGGGUCACCCGGGACAUUGGACGUUGAAUGUUUCUGUGUCCCUGAGUCAAUGAUGGGGUUAGUGGUAAAGAUACACAUGGGUGGUGUUUAACCCAUGUAACUUUCCAGAUAAAUAUGUAUUAGUAUUCAAGGAAGGUUUUGGGGGAUUUUCUUUUUUUCUGUUUGACACCCGACUUGGGCAGGCCACUGAGUACGGAAUCAGAAAUGUUUUUGUUCAUGUGAAUGUGAGGGGGACACUAUUUUAGGGAGUGUCUGCACUUUCGGUUGGUUAAUUGUAAAACCCUCGUUCCCCAUGAGUCUUUCACAGAUAUAACUACAGUGCAAUAGUUUAUUCUUCUACAACCCUGAUACUGUUCUCCCUAAAGGCAAAGUCAAACAUCCCUUCCUUCUUAUUUCAUAUUUUUAUAUUAUAUACGAUAUGAGCCUAAUUCUAUAUGACGAAAGGAAAAGAGUGCCGAAUAUGUCCUUAUUGUACAUAGAGCAGUGGUGUUUAUUGAUUUUAUUUAAUUUAUUGCAAAUGUCAGGGACCUGCUUUUCUUACGCAGUUGUGGAAGUGCCAAUCCUGAAGGGAUGACUGGAUGUAUUUGCCAAAUAUGGGCCACGAUUGUUCCCUGAGGUUUGUUGAGAUAUCAAUCUUCGGUUAGGGGAAAAAGCACUUUUGAUUUAUCUGUAAACUUUAUUUAAAAUCAGGUUGUGGUCACAACAUAAUUUGUAAUUUAUAUGUAGAAUUACAACCAUGUUGUAUCCAGAGAGCCCACAUCUAGUUCUGAGCAACAAUUGAGAUACUGGGUCAAAAGUCAUUUUGUCGGAUUAGAAAGUAUGUCUUCUAUGAUCAUCAUGGAAUAAUAAAAAUAUCAUCAUUGUUAAAGUUUAAUUAACCUUUGGUUAAUUCACCUUUACCUUUUGGUUUUGAUAUUAUUUUUCAAAAGUUUUGGUUUUUAUUUAGUUUUUGUACUGCAUUUGAGAGAAACCCUAUUCUGUCCUGACAAAUUCUAAUGUAAACAUUGAGGUACACAAAGAAAUAAUAAUUGUUUGAUUGUAGCCUGUUUGAUUUGAGUUUGUGGUCAUAGUGAAUAUUUGUUGAAAAAUUAAAGUAACUGCUGUAAUUUUGGGUGGAGGAGGCUUAUACAAACAAACACUCCAUUAACAAAAACCCUUGUUGAGGCUACAACGUUGUAUGAAAAAUCGGACAAUCCAUUUAAAUUACCAAAAGGCAGGCAUGAUACAUAUAACUAAUCACUGUCCAUAAUGCUCAUAAAUAAUUGCGCAAUUGAGGUAAGUGUAGGCCUAGGGUAUUGUGCCUUGUCACAAUCACUGUCAUGGAAGUAUGGCGUUUGAAUACUGUAAUAGUAAAGAAUAUAAUUUUAAGAACUCUAUUCUCUUCAUGUAUAGACUGAUCUUGAUACCAGAAUCCAAACUUGAGUCAGCAGAAUACAGGGGGUUGUGCCAAAUUCUCAACGGAUUGUUUUAAUCCAAAUCAACGUUUACAUUUAUCCAAUUUGAAUUGACAGAAGCAAUACAUCAGUGGACAAAGGGUAGAUGUAAGGGGAUCAUUUAUUUUAAUAAUGUAUUUAGUUGAACUUCUGGUUGGUUUGGCUGUCAAUAGAACUGAAUGAUGAGUACUACUACAUGUAGACUACAGUAGCCUACUGUAGUGUACCUGAAUAUGAUUUUUCAUUUUGGCUCUCGGUUUAUACUGUACUUUUAACGCAAUUUUCAUUGUAAUUGUGUCUCUUAGUCCACAAAGUGGAUAACAUUAAGUGAAAUAAAAAUAUUUUCACAUUUCCA